AAUGACUGCCUGAAAGGCAACAUUGCCUGAGUCGCCAUUGAGAGCGAGCGCAUAUUUGAGAUUGUAGAAAUAAUUCGUUGAAGGCUAACCAGUGUUUACUAUUGAGGCGAGGAGAAAAGGACAACACUGCAUACCACGGCUUUAGGGCAAACAGACGAUUUCUCAUGAUGAUCGGAUCGUUUUAAAUGAAUGAUAGAGAUUUAGCCAUCCCGUUUAAAGGGGCGAAAGUCUGGUUGGAGUGAUUAAGGGAAGAAAGCAGGGGAUAGACAGUAUUUCAACAUUUAGACAACAAGGAGUUUGGAAAGGAGAUGGGGAAUUGUCUGAAAUCUCCCACUUCGGAUGAUAUCUCCUUGCUCCACGAAUCACAGUCAGACAGGGCCAGUUUUGGUGACGCCAACGAUCCGGAUCAGGAGCCACCACCUCCAUAUCAGGAGCAGAUCCAUGUGCCCGUGUAUCACCCCACUCCCAGCCAGGCCCGGCUUGCAACCCAACUGACCGAAGAGGAGCAGGUGCGAAUCGCUCAAAGGAUCGGACUCAUCCAGCAUCUUCCCAGAGGUGUCUACGAUCCAGGCAGUGACGGCACUGAGAAGAAGAUUCGAGAGUGUGUGAUCUGCAUGAUGGACUUUGUGUACGGAGACCCCAUCCGGUUCCUCCCCUGCAUGCACAUCUACCACCUGGACUGCAUAGAUGACUGGCUGAUGAGGUCCUUCACGUGUCCCUCCUGUAUGGAGCCUGUAGAUGCUGCCUUGCUCUCGUCCUACGAAACUAACUGACUACUGCCUGCACUGAUCCCCUCCCUACACACACACACACACAAACACACACACACACACACACACCACGCCCCCAACCCUUGAGUCCUGUCCUCACACGGCCCCUUUGCAUAAAGAAACGAAGUGUCCGCUUGACUGGGGCGUGGGAUGGUGUGUGCCUGUGGCAUCAUGGGGUAAAGGAGGCCACACUGAUAAUUAAACCUCUCCUGCAUGGUCCUGCUGGACAGGGAAAUCUGCAGGAGCCCUUUUGCACCCUGACGACUUUAUCACGUGAGUCCUGUGUCUCUCAUCGACGUCACCCAGACAAGCCGGUCACGCACCAUUCCACGGUAGCAACAUUUACACUGGAAGGAGACGAACCUUCGAGAAACGUGCCGGAGGACUUUAAAAAAAUGCAUCUUUAACUUUCAAUCUCUAUUUAUUUCUCUCUCUCUCUCUCAGUGUCUGUUUCCAUAAAGGGCUCGUUUGAUUUCUGCCGAAGCUGCAGUGGAGCAAAACCAAUGGCAUUGCACAUACACAUGCAAAGAAAGAAAAAAAGAAAGAAAGAAAAAAAAAUCUCAUCAUGAAUUUUGCACUUUUGACUUAAAGAAUUAAGCCCAACUUUACACACAACACACACACACACGCAAAUGUGCAUCACAUGAGACUUUUAUUUAACCACAUGUUAGCUUUUUUUGAGUUUAUAUGUUUGUUUUGGUUGUUUUAAACUACUCAAUGGACACUUCAGCUAGCCAAUUUGUGUUGAGAAAUUAGCAUUUCUGUAUACGCUUGCGAACACCAAGUCUGAGUGGAUUUGGUAUAACAAAUAAAAAUAAUUCUAUAAAUAUUUAUUAUAAUUUUUUUAAUUUUUUUUUUCUAUUAAUGUCACAAUAGUGGCUCAUCUCACAUAUUGGUCAAGCUGAAGUGUUUUGUUGCUUUUUGCUUUGUGGAUCAUAUUUUUUCCUUUAGUUUUAAAAUCAAUACUGUUUAUUGUCAUAACACAACCGAAAAAUGUAUUUAACGAUAAAAAAACAAAAAACACUGAAGUCAUCGAAAGUCUGAUGGUGGCUAUGAGGUGAGCCUGGAGUGAUUAAUGCAAUAUAGGACGUAGUGACUCACGAAAGUACACAUAUGAGUGUGUGAAACUGCUCAAUAAUGAUCAUUUCACCUUCUUUACUGGUGCACUUGUGUGUUUAGUUUACUUUAUUGUACAUAGUGCAAUGAUAUAUAUUUUAGUGACUUUUAUUUGAGUUUUCAGUACCAGAUACUUUAAAGAAAGUCUUUAUGACAUCAUAAGGGACUCAUAAACUUUGAAAAAAUAUAUAUAUUGUGAGUCCUCAUGGAUUCAGCCAAGUGAUAUAUGAGUUUUUCCCCUUCUCUAUGUUUGUAGGGGAAAAAAAAAAAAAGUUUUCUCAUAGACUUCAAAUUCUUGGCAUUAAUUUUUUUUGUUGAAUACAAGACCGAGGGCAGUAUGAUCGCACCCAAAGCUGGGACGUGCUUGAAUAGCUGUUUGGUGUUUUUGGUUUGUUUUUAUUUUGUUUGUUUUUCUUUUUAAAUGGAAGAUGGUUUAUGCUUAGUGAAAUUACGCCCAGCCCUCUCACUCUGUCUAAAAAAAAAAAAAAAAAAAAAAAAAAAGCACAAGAGAGCAUAGAAAUCGAGUCUCUAUUUUUCUUAACUCUCAAACUUUAUAAUUGCUAGAAAUUAGAAUUGGUAGUAGGUAACACGCGUUUGGCAUUAAAUCUGUCCCCUUAAUCAAAAUGGAAAGAAAAAAAAAAAAGUUCUGGUGGUUAGUGGCUGCUAUUGAAGUGAAGUUUUUCCUCGUGUUUGAAUUCAUGCCUUGUGUGGAGUGACUGUAAGUGUGUAGUUAAUGAAGGUGAGGGAUAUCUUCUUUAUAGAAAAUCCAUUGGCCUGGUUUUGCACAGUACUUUUAGUUGUAGUUUUUGUCUUUUCUUUUUUCUUUUUUCUCCUGUCUCUCCAUACAACGUGGAGCUCCAUUGCCUUAGACCAGACAAGCAGGAGGCUUUUGGCUGGACGUCCUGGGCUGACUGGGGCUCUACACCAGCAUCGGGAGGACAGAGUGAUGAUGAAUGAGCAUUUGGACGUAAUAAGACUUAUGUUUGCUCCUGAGAAGACAUGUCAUCAAUGCAAUGCCAUACAGAAACUGAUUCUCCAUGAUGUGCUGGGAGCACAUGGACAUUAUCUGUGAUCUGUUUGUAUGUGACACGUGUGUGUAAGGCUGUGAGAGUCUCCCGUUUGUCUGUCUGUGAAUAUAUACAUAAACGUAUGUAUAUAUAAAAUUAUGCAUCUUCUAUGUACUACAGGCAAAUAAUAAAUAGAAUUUAUGCUAUGAA
Molecule: messenger RNA, 3103 nt
Organism: Puntigrus tetrazona (Sumatra barb)
Lineage: Eukaryota; Metazoa; Chordata; Actinopteri; Cypriniformes; Cyprinidae
Gene: rnf11b
Product: ring finger protein 11b
Exons: 4
Coding region: 309-773 (154 amino acids)
Source: RefSeq, a predicted model, not a curated record